Temnothorax curvispinosus is the source of this 3785-nucleotide messenger RNA. RefSeq lists its product as uncharacterized. Gene Ontology annotation, biological process: carbohydrate metabolic process. Lineage: Eukaryota; Metazoa; Arthropoda; Insecta; Hymenoptera; Formicidae. The transcript is spliced from 14 exons. The record is from RefSeq and is a predicted model, not a curated record.
AUGGCUGUCGCGAUGAGCAAAGUUUUGAUAUUUUGGCUGGAUUUGGGUAUAGACGGAUUCCGCAUUGAUUCCUCCGCAUUUAUUUAUGAAGACUUAAAGUUACGGGAUGAACCUAGAAGUUUUGUGGAAGGUGCCACGCCACGAGAUUAUACGUACUUGAAUCAUAUUUAUACUAUGGAUUUAAUCGAAACUUACAAGCUGUUUGGAGAGUGGCGAAAAUUCGUAGAUUUGUAUGCUGCUAAACAUAAUCAGGAUCAGAAGAUGGUAGUGAUGGAGGCGUACACUACUUUAGAGCACACUAUACAAUAUUAUGAUUACAAUUUGCUGCCUUUUAACUUUAAGUUUAUUAGAAAUUUAAACUCAAAAUCGUCCGCGCAAGAUUUUAAACGAGAAAUGGAUUCUUGGAUGAAUUCAAUGCCAAGAGGUGAAGUCGCUAAUUGGGUGUUGGGUAAUCACGAUAAUCCGCGUAUUGCCUCUCGUUUUCCUGACAGAUCGGAUCAAAUGACCAUGUUAUCUAUGAUCUUACCGGGUUUGGCAGUGACGUAUAACGGUGAUGAAAUCGGCAUGGUGGACAAAAGGGAUAUAUCCUGGGAAGACACGAAAGAUCCUCAGGCAUGCCUCGCGGGUCAAGCGCAAUACCUGAGUGUGACCCGAGAUCCUGAACGCACGCCAUUCCAAUGGGACGCGACGAAGAAUGCAGGUUUUAGCACGGCAAAGUCGACGUAGCUUCCAGUAAAUCAGAAUUACAAGCAGUUGAAUCUGGCGAAGCAGAUGGAAGCCAAGGAAUCACACUACAUGAUUUAUAAGACCUUAGCCCUCUUGCACCGUACGGAGCCGGCUCUUACCGAAGGAAGUUAUAAAUCGAUCACGACAAACAAUGACACUGUUCUGGUUGUAAUUCGAAACAGUGGUUGCCACUUCGUGGUGCUUCUGAUUAACUUCAGCGACGAUGAAUCUCAAGUUGUCGAUCUGUCACAAGAAGGUCUUCCUUCGAAUCUAAAGGUCCAAGUUGCUAGUUUGGGUUCUAAUAUGAAAGCUGAGAAACUAAUUGACGUGAAGACGAUAUCUCUACCUGCGAAAGCUGCUGUAAUAUAUAUUACUAUGGUAGACGUUACAACUGCCUUGCCAUCCAAUGGAGGAGUGUCGUUAAUUGGACGCACCAGAGGUGCUCUUAGGUCUGUGCGAUCCGCUCUAGGAGGAAGCGGAGAGUACCUUCAGGGCCUAGGGAAUAAAAUAGGAUCCGCUCUUAGCAGCAGCUUAGAGGAAAGCGAACUGACUACAACCCCUUCUUCGCUGUCAUUGUCACCACAAGCACCACCACAGGUUAUCAAGCCAGAGGAGCAAUUAGGACGACGGAAACUCAGGCUCCCGAGGUUUGGCGCUGGAUUAUCCUAUGAAGAUUACGAGGCAAUGGCGCGGCAUAAAUUGGAACGACAGGGAAGCGCCAAUCUUUCUAGAACGCGAAAGUACCCGCCUGGGAUGACCUACGAGGAGAUAGCAUCCUCCAGAUCAGUCUCGAGCAAGAAACAGGAGAGUCGAGCUGAGCAGGACGAUAUCAGUCCCGACAGCCAGGAAAGUAUAGAGCCCAUUCAGGAGCAGGACAUCAAAGCGACCGGACCUGAUCCUUAUGAGAAAUUGAAUUACAAAGCAGACAUGCCGUGUAGUAGUGAUUCUACGAGCGAUCAAGAUGGAUACGGACCUAGUACUAGUUUAGAUUCCAACAUGGAUGGUCGCAGAAUAUGGCAAAGAUCAGGAUCAUCGGGUUCCGUUCAGUCUUGGGCUUCAAGCUUAUCGGCUGAUAGUCAAUCGGAGGAAGCUGCCGCAGACUUCAUGAAAGCUUUUGUACCUUUACUAUUCGACGCGCCUAAUACUAUCGAUCAAGAGCAAAAGGCUAAUUUUGGGCAGAUGGUUUUGACAGAAUCGGGAAGAAUAUGGUUCUCCAGGGUGGUGAACGCAAGAAGAGCACGUGCGUGUGUCACAGAAGCUUCAUUUUAUUCUUUGGCGCAGCAUUUUGCAGUCGCGCUAUUCGAAUGCCACGAAGCGGACGAUUUUGCGCCCGCUAAAAGCCUCAUGAAUAUGUGCUUCACUUUCUAUCACGAAGUGGAAGUUCCUGGAUUAGAGCCCUAUCGUGAAUAUCUGUACACGCAUUUACGCGUACAACCAAUAUGGACGUCCAUGAGAUUUUGGACGGCUGCUUUUUUUGACGCAGUACAAUGUGAGCGAGCGUCAAGACCGGUACCACCUCGACCGAAAUCCUUAGAUCAGGAAAGUCUCGCUGCCGAAGAUAGAAAGUUUCAAGCAAACAUUGUCUUCGGACAGUUAGGGACUUUUACUUGUAACAUGCAUGCUUUCGGCCUGUCACGAGCUUUAUGCACAGAGUUUCUCCGGAAACAAUGUAUUAUUGCUAAUUUAACUAAAGAACAAGAGAAAAUGCUGCGAGAUAACAUAGAUCGAAUGUUCGAUGAGACCGAGCCAUGGCGAUAGUUUAGUCUGAGAGAAGAAAUAGAACCGAUUUUUUGAAAAUUUAAAGAAACUUUAAAGAAACGUUUUGCAAUGUUUUGUCUUGAAAAUAUUUCCGACAAAAUCAAAUUGUCUUCGAGCGCCGAGAAAGCGGAGAAGUCAAUUAUGAAAACAAUCUUGUUAAUACCGUUGAUGUAAAUCGAUAUUUGUCAAAUUUUUCGCGGUAUUCGACGAUGGACACGUCAAUUCCUAAUGCAAACACUGCACAGAUUUCGCGCCUUAAAUUGUGAAAAGUAUUUUGUAUUUUACGUUUCUAAUAUAAAAAAAAAUUUACAAAACUGCGUUAAGGAAUUAAUCUUAUAACGCUGACAAAAAUAAAAAGUUAAAAUUUGAAAAUUGGGAUUUAGAAUAUAACUUUAAGUUUUAAAAUAAAAUAUUAAAAAUUACAUAGCGAUGAUAGAGGGUUAAGAAUAUAAUAAAAAUGACAAUAAAGCAAAAAUGGAACUGUAUUAUUGACAGUUUGAUUGAAAAAGUGAUUUAUGUUGAGUGUAAUUUUGAAAAAAUGAAGGAAGAAAUAUUCUUAAUAGUAAAAAGCACGUAAUUCAAUACAUAGGUAAUUUUUUAUACAUACACGCCAAAAUUUAUUUUAUUUCUCAAAUAAAAUUUUACACAAAUGUUUUGUUAAGAAAGUCUACUGUCACAUUUUAAGCGAAAAAUCUAUAAUCUUUUUUCUAUAUUACUUUAUGUCAUUACAAAAUGUAAUAAACAGCUUUGAUGCGUUAAAAACUAGUUUUAACAUAAGAUUAAAGUUUGUAGCAUUGUUUAUAAUUAAAUUUACUGUUUUUAUUACUCUGAAAUUAAUAACAACAAAAAUACGAAUUAUAAGUAGGCAUUACUUUAUAUUGCAUCUUUCCUGGUAAACACACAAUAGUCACACAAGAAGUCUUAAUGCGUUACAUGCGUAAUUUUGCACUAGUUUAGCAAUUUCUGAAAAUUAUGAUGCAUUUUGUAAAUGAGGCUUAUAAACAUAUAUAAAUAACAAGUUUAAUCUUUGUUAUUAGGCAGAAGUGUUUAGCAGAAGUUUUUUUCUAAUAGCAAAUAUCAACAAAUAUAAUCGUGCAAUUUGUGCAUUUCGACGGCUUAAUUGUUAUCACACACAUCAUGCAAUGUAAAUAAUUUUUAGAGAAAAGCUUGUACUUAAACACAUAUCAUCAAAUGCAAAUUAAUACGCUUUAUUUUAUUUUAUAUCUACUACCUGCGAUAUAUCUGCAAAAGAAUGAUAAACUCAGAAAAUGCUGAAGAUAAAUAAAGAUAAAUAAAUUUCA